AUGAGCGACGAUGAGGUCUUUGACGACCUCUUCAUCUCCGACAUGGAGCCUGAGGAGCUUUACGAAGAGCUUGGCCCCAUUGGCGUCGGCAACUACGGGUCCGUCAUUAAGGCCCGCAACCGGCAGACGCAGGCGAUUGCAGCCAUAAAGCUCGUGCUCCUUGUCGACAAGGACGAGCGGGACUUUGUGCAAAAGGAAAUCAGCAUUCUGAAGAAGUGCGUGCACCCGAAUAUUGUACGGUACCACGGCGCCCACAAGUCGCUUAGCAAACUGUGGAUUGUCAUGGAGUACUGUGAGGGCGGGUCAGUGGACAUGGUCUACAAAGUCCUGCGGCACCCGCUUCCGGAGCCCCUCAUCGCCUACGUGUGCCGCCAGGUGCUUCUCGGGCUGCAGUACCUGCAUGCGAACCGCAAAAUUCACCGCGAUAUCAAAGGCGGCAACAUUUUGCUCACCCGUGACGGAGACGUGAAGCUGGCUGACUUCGGCGUCAGCACAGAGCUGUCCCACUCCCUUUCACGGCGUAACACGUUUGUUGGGACGCUGCUUUGGAUGUCGCCCGAGGCUAUUCUUGAGCUUGACUACGACGAGAAGGCAGACCUGUGGAGCCUGGGCAUCACGCUGAUUGAGAUGGCGGAGGGGGCACCGCCGUACAUUGACACGCACCCGGCCCGCGCGCUCUUCAUGAUCCCAAAGGUAGACCCCCCAACGCUGCACGACAAGGACCGCUGGUCACCGCAGAUGGCCCUCUUCUUGAAGCGGCUUCUGACAAAAGACUAUCGGCUUCGACCCACCGCGACAUCCAUGCUCAACGACCCCUUUGUGGCGCCGGAAAACAUUGGAACAAAGGAGCAGAUGAAGGCUGUCAUUGACGAGGUGCUUGCCAAGAGGGAGGCGAUGAGUCCAGGACGGCUGCAUGGCGACACGAAUUCAAGCGCGACCUUUGUAGAGCGCACCUCCACAGACAGUGACAGGGAAAACGGGGGUAGCGACGACAGCGGUCUCCGCGGGAGGGCGCCCCCUUGUGUAAAGGUGCCCGCCAACGCUUCCCCUGCCACUGAGGCCAUUGACAUUACUGGAUCCCAUCUUUUUUUUCAUGACGGCACACUGCUGCCGCUGCCAAUGCUCUCUACGCAAGACAUUGGGUUUGAUGAGCUUCGGUUUGAUGGGGAAGGCACGGGUCCCUUCGCCAAGCCUGUGCCUGACGCUGAAGCGCUGCUCGUGCCACCAGAGCAACGAACCACAGCUCUACACGGCAGUGACGGACUUGCGUACACGAUGCACGUGACUCAGACUCUUAAAUCUAUGUUGUAUUACCACAAACAGUUGCCAGUGUUUCGAGAGGUGACGGACGCCGAGGCGACAAAAUCCAAGGAGCUCCAGCUGAAGUACGGAUCGAUUUUGAAGAGUAUCUAUCGCCUCUGA
Trypanosoma rangeli is the source of this 1422-nucleotide messenger RNA. RefSeq names its product protein kinase. The record is from RefSeq and is a predicted model, not a curated record. The coding region runs from base 1 to 1422 and encodes 473 amino acids. Lineage: Eukaryota; Euglenozoa; Kinetoplastea; Trypanosomatida; Trypanosomatidae. Gene Ontology annotation, biological process: regulation of MAPK cascade; protein phosphorylation; intracellular signal transduction. The transcript has a single exon. Gene Ontology annotation, molecular function: protein kinase activity; ATP binding.